AUCAAACAAUCAACAAGUUCUAAGACAACAACAAAAAACCCCAAAAAACUAUCAACAUGCAAUUCUUUACUUUGACCGCAUUGUUUGCCCUCGUCGCCAUUGCCAGUGCCUACCAUCACGAGGAUUACCAUCAUCAUCCAUCGUACAAAUACGAGUAUGGCGUAAAGGAUCCCCAUACACAUGACCACAAGAGCGCCUGGGAACACAGAGACGGCGACCACACCAAGGGUGGAUACACUCUCGAUGAAGCCGAUGGCACUCAUCGCGUUGUUGAAUACCACUCUGAUGGCAAAGGUCUUCAUGCUGUUGUCAAGCGCAUCGGACAUGCCCAUCAUCCCGAUCACUAUGGACACGAACACGGACAUGGAGGUUAUGGACAUGGUCAUGGUUCUGCCACCAGCUAUGCCAACCAAAACCAACAUCAUCAUUAA
Messenger RNA from Culicoides brevitarsis, 431 nucleotides. RefSeq names its product cuticle protein 19-like. Gene Ontology annotation, cellular component: extracellular matrix. The record is from RefSeq and is a predicted model, not a curated record. The transcript is spliced from 2 exons. The coding region runs from base 57 to 431 and encodes 124 amino acids. Lineage: Eukaryota; Metazoa; Arthropoda; Insecta; Diptera; Ceratopogonidae.